Brassica napus (rape) is the source of this 654-nucleotide messenger RNA. RefSeq names its product CLAVATA3/ESR (CLE)-related protein 9. Bases 1 to 351 code for a protein of 116 amino acids. The record is from RefSeq and is a predicted model, not a curated record. Lineage: Eukaryota; Viridiplantae; Streptophyta; Magnoliopsida; Brassicales; Brassicaceae. The transcript has a single exon.
AUGUGGACGAGCCACCUGAACCGUCCGAUCCUUCUCCUCGUCGUCUUUUUGCUUGUCGCCGCUUCUCUGACCGCCGAAGAAAACCGGAUGACAUCAAGAAACUUCCGGUACCGAACUCACAGAUACGUCCCGAGGGUUCAGCAUCCGUAUUACGUGGCUCCUCGCGGUUCGUGUGACUCUUUUUCUCGUACGUACGCGCGGUCUAUGUGCCUUGAGCUUCAAAGAAUCCACCGUAACAGCCGGAAACAGCCACUUGCUCCCCCUCCUCCUCCGCUCGAGAUUGAUCCAAGGUACGGCGUCGGCGUCGAUAAAAGACUCGUCCCCUCCGGUCCAAAUCCUCUUCACAACUAAAACCCUAUACCCCCUGUUUGUAUACAGAGACCCUAUAGUUACAUAUUUUAUAGCCAGGCUGACACGUUUCUUGGUGUUCCUUGGAGUACUUGUUCGAGUGAUCAAUGUUUUCAAAGAUAUUAUUUUUCCCGAAGACGUACGAAGUCAUUUCUUCUUUGCGGAGCAUUCUUGAAUCUUGAUUCUACUCUACUCUCUUCAUCUAUGUUAUAUGUUGUUACUAUUUCCACGCUUGUUUUCUUAAGACUUGUACAGUGUGGAAACAAUCUUGGAAAUAGUGUAUUCUUGCAAAGUCUUUCUUUUUCA